GCGCGUCGUAGCUGGGGGGUCGGCGUCCACGGAGACGUGCGCGGUGGCCGCCGCCAUCGCGGGCAGUAAGUUCUCUGUCGUCUUCCUGAAGAUGGCCAUCCAGGGUGCAGUGGACACGCUGGUCGUGGAGCACUCGCUGGCCACGUGGCGUAUGCAUGUCGACGAUCUGUGUGUCAAGCAGCGGGGUGAGCAGCAGUGGGCGGCGGAUGUCUUCCCCGGCGUGGUCGACGACAGCAUGGGCGCGGUCAUGGCCAGCGCCAAGUGGCUCCGUGAGGCCGUGCGUGCCGGCAUGGGCGAGCGUGGAUUGCCCGUGGUGCGUGCGCGCCCUUGCCCGGGCGUGGACACGGUCGUGGCGGGCACGGUGGCCAAGGCCAUGGGUGGCAAGCGGUUCAGCAAGAUGAGGAAGCGCGCCACCAGGCCCCUCGACCUGCGCCGAGGAGCAAAGAGCUUGACCUUGCAGCUCGCCCUGGCGAAGGAGGAGCCCACCUUCGAGGCCGCUGAGGCCCGUGUCCCGCGGUGGGCUCGCGCGGCGUGGGAGAUCGCGGUGGCGGACGAGCUGGGGCGCGCAGCGGCUCGCGACGCGGCGGGGGGCUCGACGGCGCAGUUCAUGGGCCUCCCGCCAGAUCAGCUCACGGAGGAGCUAGAGGAGGUGGCGGCUGAGCGCCAGGACUUGGGUGAGACCUUGUGCCUCUGGUCGUCGCUCUGGAUCCAGAACUUGCGCGGCGCGGAGUUUCAGGGCAUCGAUGCCUGGCUCGAAUGGUGCGUCCCGUUCGCGGAUGGGCUGCAGCUGAAGGUGCACCAGGUCGCUGUGGCGCUGUGUAGGGAGUCGUGGGCGCGAUCGGUGUGGCGGAGGCGGGCCUGGUUGCGCCAUCUCGACGGCCUGGACGACGAUGAGCUCAUCGGCAUGGUGGAGCACCGCUGGCGCGAGCUGCGCGGCCAGCGCCGACGGCCCAGGCGGAUGCUCGGGAGCGCGGUCCCACCGCCAGCGCAGGGCGACGAGCUCGGAGCGGGGCCUCAGGACUUCGACUGUGUGUACGACGACGUCGGUGACGCUGUCAGCUUCCUCCAGCGCGUCGUGGUGAUCAGAA
Prorocentrum cordatum is the source of this 1088-nucleotide messenger RNA. The record is from the annotation of a GenBank genome assembly. Lineage: Eukaryota; Dinophyceae; Prorocentrales; Prorocentraceae.